AUGUUCAACAUUAGUGGAUUUAUCGACCAGGCGAUGAGCAAGCUGGGCGCUCUCGAUGAAGCCAUCAACCGUUCUACCUUCGGUCGAGUUUUCCGUUUGGAUGGCUGUGGCCAUGAAAAAGCCAUUCGCGGCGCCUCCUUCUUCCGAGAGAUUCGGGCUGGUUUGACCACCUUCGCCACUAUGGCUUACAUCGUUGCCGUCAAUGCCGCUGUUCUUGCGGACUCUGGUGGCACAUGUGAGUGCCCACUUGAAUCCGAGCCCGGCUGCCCAGGCGAUCUCGCCUAUGCCAGUUGCCAGACAGAACUUAAGCGAGAUCUCAUCACAGCCACUGCGGCUCUUGCUGGUCUAUCCAGUAUUGUUUUCGGCUUCCUCACGAAUCUCCCUGUUGCACUUGGACCAGGCAUGGGCCUCAAUGCCUAUUUUACCUACCAGGUCGUCGGCUGGCAUGGUACGGGCGAGGUCCCUUAUAAAAUUGCCCUUACUGCUAUUUUUGUUGAAGGAUUUAUUUUCAUCUUCCUAGCCCUCACCGGAAUGCGACAGUGGCUUGUCCGAAUGAUUCCAGCUACUAUCAAGACGGCUUGUGGUGUUGGUAUCGGUUUGUUCCUUACCGAGAUUGGUCUGUCCUACUCGGCUGGCAUUGGUGCUAUUACUGGGGGCUUUUCUACCCCCUUAGCAAUUGGUGGAUGCCCUGCAGAGUAUCUUGACGAGAAGGGUGAAUGCACCAGCCAUAUCAUGACGAACCCAGGCAUGUGGAUUGGUAUUUUCCUCGGUGGCAUUUUUGUUGCCUUCUUGAUGGCCUUCAAGGUCAAGAGUGCCAUUGUCAUUGGUAUUGGAAUCGUGUCUAUCAUGUCCUGGCCUCGCAACACCCCAUUCACUUAUUUCCCUUACACGGAAGCUGGUGAGGAGCGCUUCGCCUUCUUCAGACAAGUUGUCGCAUUCCACCCAAUCCAGUCCGUCCUAAAUGUUCAAGAUUGGGAUCUUCGAGGAACUAGUGGUGCUCAGUUCGCUCUUGCGCUCAUUACCUUUCUCUAUGUCGAUAUCAUCGAUUGUACUGCGACUCUAUACUCAAUGGCCAAGUUUUGUGGCGUUGUGAGAGAUGAUGGUGACUUUCCUCGCUCGACCAUUGCCUACUGCACUGAUGCGAUCAUGAUCUCAAUCGGUUCUCUGUUCGGAUGUUCGCCCGUUACUGCAUUCAUUGAAAGUGGUGCAGGCAUUGCCGAAGGUGGCCGAACUGGAUUGACUGCGAUCUCAACUGGUGUUUGCUUCUUGAUUUGUCUCUUCUUCGCCCCGAUUCUUGCCUCUGUUCCACCUUGGGCUACGGGAUCGACCCUCGUUUUGGUUGGCUGCUUGAUGAUCCGUCAGGUUAUCAACAUCAACUGGCAGUACAUUGGUGAUGCCGUCCCAUCCUUUGUCACACUGGCAUUCAUGCCUUUUAGCUACAGCGUUGCCUACGGCCUCAUUGCGGGCAUGAUGGUCUAUGUCGUUCUUAACACCAUGAUCUGGGUUGUUGUACAACUUACCGGUGGCAGAGUCACCCCAUCGAAUUGGCAGGAAAAGGAAGUCUAUGAUUGGGGUCUCGGCGCGAGGGACCUCCCCGGAUGGCUGAAGGGACUGAAGAAAAUGAUGCCCGACCAUCUUCAGGCGAGCAUUCGAAAGGAUGGAGUGGAACUGGUUGACAAUGAUAGCGCCAUGAAUGCCGCCACUGAUUCCAGCUCGCGAGGCAAUUCGGCCGAGGACAAGGGUGAGGUGCAUGUCCUGGAGAGCCACGCCCGAUCUCAGUUCCGCCCUCAGCCUCGAGGACGCGAACACGAUCUACCCUCCCUUGACUAA
Hypoxylon fragiforme is the source of this 1830-nucleotide messenger RNA. Its product is annotated as xanthine/uracil permease family protein-like protein. The transcript is spliced from 9 exons. Bases 1 to 1830 code for a protein of 609 amino acids. The record is from RefSeq and is a predicted model, not a curated record. Gene Ontology annotation, cellular component: plasma membrane. Gene Ontology annotation, molecular function: purine nucleobase transmembrane transporter activity. NCBI's taxonomy places the organism in Eukaryota, Fungi, Ascomycota, Sordariomycetes, Xylariales, Hypoxylaceae. Gene Ontology annotation, biological process: transmembrane transport.